Messenger RNA from Haemonchus placei, 186 nucleotides. The record is from the annotation of a GenBank genome assembly. Lineage: Eukaryota; Metazoa; Nematoda; Chromadorea; Rhabditida; Trichostrongylidae.
GAUCAGCUAUUUCCAGGAAAUGACAGUGUUCCGAUAACGACAAGCACUUACGACACAAUCGGUCCAGCCCUGGAUUUCAUUCUCAAGAAGAUGCGGCUGCGUCGCUCCACGCGAUCACGUCAGCGGCAGAUCGACGAGUCAUUCAACAUAUUCGCCAAGCGGAAAGCAUCUGAAAAUCCCAAGUAG